Paramecium tetraurelia is the source of this 746-nucleotide messenger RNA. RefSeq lists its product as uncharacterized. The transcript has a single exon. Lineage: Eukaryota; Ciliophora; Oligohymenophorea; Peniculida; Parameciidae. The record is from RefSeq and is a predicted model, not a curated record.
AUGAAUAAGGGUUGGGAGGUUGAUGAAGAUUAAUCUUUAGAUCACUUUCUAUCUCUUACUGAGUGUUUAGUUAUUAAGAAUUAGGUGGUUGAAAAACCUACUGUCUCAGCAAAGAUUUCUCCCAAAUAGAAAAUGCGAUUUAGAACAGCGUCGAUGCCAAAAGUUGAAGAGUUCGUUGAACCAAAGAAGGAAAUAGCGUAGCAAAUAUAGGAUAUCUAAAUAAAACAAUAGCCAAUCAAAACACAGUCAAGACAGUAGAUCAAAUAACCAAGGCCUUUGGAUUCUCGAAUCACUAUAAGAUCUACAUUGUUUUAGAAUCCAAUAGAAAAAGAGCCCCCAAUCAAGUUGGGCAGAACUUUAUAACCAAAAUUUUUCAAUCCCUUAUUAAGAGAGUAAUAACAUAAGCUUGGCCUAUCUCGAAAACUUAAAAGCAUGAACAACAUCUUUAAUGAUGAACGUAUAACCUACAAGCGUGAUUUCAGUUAUCUUAAAUAAUAGAGAUCCAAUAUAGUAUAUGUAGCUCUCUCGAAAUGAUUAAUAAAUAUAUAAUGUACAAGGUUUGAUAAUAUUGACUCUAAGCUUAUUUAUUAUAAUUAAACUCCGUUGAGUAUUUUAAAAGUAAUACAUGAAAGAAUAUUAUAUAAGUAAAUUCAAUAACUCUAUUUUCUACUCCUCAAGCAAUAUCACAAUUGUAAUCGCUGUUGAUUUAUAAUUAUAAAAUAAUAUAAUAAAUUAAGUUCUAUCGA